Molecule: messenger RNA, 987 nt
Organism: Trichoderma virens Gv29-8
Lineage: Eukaryota; Fungi; Ascomycota; Sordariomycetes; Hypocreales; Hypocreaceae
Exons: 4
Coding region: 1-987 (328 amino acids)
Cellular component (GO): mRNA cleavage and polyadenylation specificity factor complex
Molecular function (GO): RNA binding
Source: RefSeq, a predicted model, not a curated record
AUGGACAUGGACGAAGAUGACGAUCUCUACCAGCCAGAGGAGCCAAAGAUUGAACAGGACGACGAGAAGAAGCCCAAAGUGGAAGAGCUAGAAGAGGGCGAGGAGGAAGAUGAAAGCGGCGCCAUGGAUGAAGACGACGAUGACGACUCAGUACGGGAUAUCGACAUCAUCACAGAGCGGAAAGAUGGCACAAAAGCAGCACCACCACCACAGGCCAAAUAUAGCGACAUCAGAAAUAUUCCUCAGCGAUCAGCCUCCAACGACAUCUCAGGGAAGGCAUCAGCGCCCGUCAAGAGGGACGAAGACUCAAAAACAACGAGCGCCUUGAACAUUGCCGCUCCCAGCGCGGACCAAACAUCGGCUGCUGCCUCAAAAUCAACAAUCGAUAUUAAUGCUAACCCAGUCCACCCCGCAGCUGGCAAGCCUAUAACACAAGUCAACAUAGACGAAGAUCUACCAGACAGCGAUAAACCGUGGCGUAAGCCAGGCACAGACAUCAGCGACUACUUCAACUACGGCUUCGACGAGUUCACAUGGGCUUUAUACGCUGCUAAGCAGGAGUCGAUCCGUGGCGAAUUUGGCGCCGAUGCUUUUGCUGCUAAUAAUAAGAAGAUGAUGGAAGACUUUAACAUGAUGAUGAUGGGCGGCAUGGGCAUGCAGGGUGGAGGAGGUGCAGGCGCUGGCGCUGGCGGAGCUGCUGGUGGCAUGCCGGGAAUGGAUGGAAUCCCACCCGAGAUGCAAGCCAUGAUGCAACAGAUGAUGGCUUCGGGCAUGGACCCAUCUCAGAUGGACCCAAGCCAGAUGGCCGCCAUGUUCUCCGGGAUGCAAAACGCCGGUGGGAAUGCGGGCGCGCAAGGCAAUCAGGGCCAAAACUUUGGCGGCGGCUUUGGUGGAAACCAAGGUGGCUUCGGCUAUGAUCAAGGCAUGGCGGGAGGCGGCAGUGGAAGAGGAGGAUUUGGAGGCCGUGGCCGCCGUGGCCGAUGGUAG